GAUGCUUCAAACGUUACAGAUUCACACUGUUACAACAUAGAAACCCCACAACUCAACUUCAUUUCUUCAUUCUAAGCUUUUGCUCGCACAGAUUUCUCUCUCAAAGAACAACAACUCAUUCAACAAUUCAUUUCAUUCGCACCAAAAUUUUCAUUUUCUCUUUUCCUUUUAUUUCGCUCUUCUGAUUUUGUUUUUGUGUUUUUAACUUUCCAGAAUCUCCAACGAAGAUGGAACCAGCAAACAUUGAUUGGGACAACAUCGAUUCCACCUUCAUUGAAGAUGACACUUACGAGAACUUCGACGCACCUAAAUGGUUCGAUUUAUCUGAUUCCAAUGAGCCUCUUGUUGAUGAUGAAGCUUGGUUUUGCACUCACGAUUGCAAACAUCCCAAAAUUGCUCAAGAUUUUCUUAAAUCCUCGACUACACCAAACUCCAAGAAAAAGCUAUUAAGAUUUGCAAGCUUCUCUGAAAUUCUUCUUUUUAAGGACAAAAGCCGAAGGGAAAACUCUUCAGCUGCCAAGUAUUGUGAUAAAUCUAUGAGACCCAAUUGUUCUGGGAACUUUGAUGAAGACAAUGAGAAUAAAAAUCCAAACUUUUCUGGUACAAAUUUUGACGGUGCUGGGAGUAACAAGCUGAAGAAGCCAUUGCUGAAGAGGACAAACACUAACAAGGAGAAUUUGAAAGAGUUGAAUGGUUUAGAAGAGUGUCCUGUACCUGUAAGAAAUGAUAAAAGAUCAAAACUAAAGAGUACAUUCUCAGCACAAAAUUUGUUGAGUGGCAGAGAAAUUAUGAGUCAAAUAACAGGAUUCUGCUCUGAAUUGAAGAGACUAGCAACAAGAAAGGGUUCUAGUAAGAAAGGAGGGGGAAAUGAGAAGGGUCGAAAUCCAAAUGUUGUGUUUGAAGAAUUGAAGGAAAAGACUGUGAGAUGCAAGGAAAGGGUACCCUUAAUUGUUGUCAAGGAAGGGACGUUAUCUUGAAUAAUGGAACAUUAUCAUUAUUAUCAUCAGAUAGGAUUUUUUGCUAACCGAAAAUAGUGUUAUAGUGAUAUUCAUAUGUAUCUAGAUUGAAUUAAAUUUCUCAGAGUUGCUCUAAUGAAAGAGUUAUUGUCCAGAACAAUUUGGACGAUUUUUUUCUUUCUAGGUUACCAACUUAGAAAUAAAUGAGUGAUACUCAGAAGUUACAAAUAAAUGUUGACUUUUAUUUCUGCAUAAUGUUUGAUUCUCACCCUUUUAUUCACGAGAAGAAUUCAAAAUGUGUAACUAA
Messenger RNA from Cicer arietinum (chickpea), 1263 nucleotides. RefSeq lists its product as uncharacterized. The record is from RefSeq and is a predicted model, not a curated record. Lineage: Eukaryota; Viridiplantae; Streptophyta; Magnoliopsida; Fabales; Fabaceae.